Messenger RNA from Mercenaria mercenaria, 1559 nucleotides. RefSeq names its product cysteine-rich motor neuron 1 protein-like. The record is from RefSeq and is a predicted model, not a curated record. The transcript is spliced from 13 exons. Lineage: Eukaryota; Metazoa; Mollusca; Bivalvia; Venerida; Veneridae. Gene Ontology annotation, molecular function: protein binding. The coding region runs from base 188 to 1480 and encodes 430 amino acids.
CUGUUUUUUAUUUUCAGAGUUCUUUAAGGAUUUUUCGUGGGGAGGAGGAGCGUUAACAUGGCGUUUUGACAUCAGGAAUACUUUGGGGUUCACAGGAUUCAUUGUAAUUGCUGUGCAUCAACUGUAUAAAGUUUCAUCUAAAGAUACAUUUUUGAUGUGACAGUUAGACGUUAAUUGUCCAAGAAGCAUGUUGCUGCUUUACGUUCUAUUGACCAUUUCAGUCCUAAAUACCAAUACAGCGACACGUCUAGUAUGUUUAUACUGCACUGACGCCGUCAGCCCUACUGACUGUGAUACUGUCAUAAACUGUGGACCUCAUGAGAGUUGCUACGUAGAUUCCUAUGUCAGAGCAAGUGGAAGUAUUAGAUAUAAUCUGGGCUGCAGAGAUGAAAUUCAAUGUAAUGGAUUACCGAACUCUGGAAGACGCGAACUAAGGAUUACGUCAUAUCAUCCACCGGAAGUUGAUGCAAUGUUGAAUACGGAUAAAGCAUUGGCGCGUGCCUUUUCUGACAACAGUCCCAAUUAUGUUUUAAAAUCACAUGACGUGUCUAAACGAACAAAUGGAUUAUUGAUUUGCAGCGAGUGUUGCAAGGGAAAUUUGUGUAGUAACGCAGGAUGCGGAAAUAAAGGUUAUAUUUCCACAAGAGGUCCGAUUUGCUACAACUGUGCCCAACAGAUUAAUCCAGAAGACUGCUAUAAAAUUAGACUAUGCAGCCCUGGUGAGGUGUGUAUGUUACUGAAGACCCUAAAUCCAAUGUCAAACGAAGUGAGAUACACAACGCGAUGUGAAAGGGAAAAGAGUUGCAAUGACGAGAUAAUACACUACCAACAACUUGCUGGGUUACUUAUAGGCAAGCGAGAGAAAAAGAACUCUCUUGAAACAGGAGGAUCGUGUAUUGUUCAGUGCUGCCAAACCGACAUGUGUAACAUAAACUGUAAUAGCACUUACUCAAGUACCACAAUGGCAACGUCUCCGACUGUUCCCGUGUCCAAACCGACAGCACCAACUAGUUUUUGUAUCUACAAGAGCAAAACAUACAACCAAGGCGAUGUUUGGCAAGACGGUUGUCGGUACAACUGUACUUGUGAGGAUGCAAAAAUUGGAUUCUACAGAUGUCAAGAUUUAUGCCCAGUAUGGAACAAUCUGCCAUCCGGCUGCACGUUAGAGAAGAAGCCAGGAGAGUGCUGCUCUCAUCCUAACUGUGGAGGAACAACUCUGCAACCUGGCCUAAUAGCAAAUACAUGUUACUCUGGUGGCAAAUAUUACCAUGAGGGAGAACAAUGGAAAGAUGGAUGUAAAUACAAAUGUACUUGCCAAGAUGGGAAGACAGGUCGCUGGGAUUGUCAGUCACUUUGCCUCCAAUGGAAUUUACCCCCAAGCUGCCAUUUGGACCCUCCGCCGGCAGAUAAAUGUUGUCAAGUACCGGUUUGUCCUAGUAACGUGCAACUUCAAUAUCCACCUGGUUUUGUUCAGGAAUAGAAACGCUGAUGAAAUCUAACAUCUUUAUAUUUGUAUUUUUGGUAACAAUUUUCACCUGAAUAAAGUUACUCAUUUUUUC